AUGCCCGUCAAUACUCGAAGCCGCAAAAAGACCCCACCUGGAGUAAUCAACCUCCGCGGACUCAAACGGCGUCAGCAGCUGGAAGCUGAACGAGAUCAAGCUGACACUCGCCGCCGUAGGCUAGAGACUCAAACUUCAAAUCAAACUCAACCGAACAACCAAUCAUCCAAUCAGCCCCAAAAUCGGUCCCAACAAUCACCUUCAGAAGCGCUUGAAUUGGAAGAAAUUACUGUCCAUAACUAUGGAGAUCAGAAGAAAUUCUGGAUGUUGCAACAAAUUGAGGAGCAAUUGAAGUCACAGACCGCUGAUAAUAACUCUCGUCCUAAUCCCCUCAUCCUGGCCGAAGCAAAAGCGCUUCACGAUGCUUUUCAACACUUGCUUCACAUGCUUGCAAUGAUUGGACAAAUUCACCUCAACACACUGAAAUCACAUCUCGGUAUCGCAGGCGGAACUCGGGCUACGCAUCCAUGGAAUCGAUUCCUAGCCUUUGCAAAGUUGGCUUACAAAAACCCUAUGCCCCUGCGGGGCGCUCCUGACGCAGGUCCGGUUCUAGCCAUGCGAAACCAAGCCAACCGUAAAGCAUACGACAAGUUGAACGAUGACGAAUACGCCAUAUUCACUUCGCGCAUCUUCCACGCCUUGGGAGGCUAUCCCGACUAUUCAGCAAUCAAUGUAGAAGAUCAUGAGACUGCCGGGGACUGCGAAGUCCUGAUCCCCGAGGUGCCCGCGCUUUCACCGGAAGAGGAAGCGCUGUAUCGUCCUAUAUACGACAAGCUAGUCGAUUCGGCAAAAGUUGCAAAAGAUCGGGAAAGAUUCAAGGCUGAUUCACCCAAAAAAAAAAGAAAGGCUCUCCCUCUGAGCGUUCAAGAAGAGGGUUCAACAGGUAUGUCUCAUUUGAAACUCUUUGACCUAGACCAUUUAUUCUCUUUAUCUUCAAUCUCUCUCCUCUUUCUGAUUCAUCUCAUGUUACUUGUCCUUCACCAUGAUGCCGCUCUCGCCGACUUCGACUACUACACAAUUGGGUGUAGCAAGACCUUGGGAACCGGUUGGUGUGAAGAAUUCACCUCUUUACCUGAGAUCAGCACCUGGAUGGACGAGCGAAUCAAAUUUCAGACAAUCUUUCCAAUCUACUCCCAAGCCAGACCCGAAAUCAAGGAAAUUGAAGCGGCUGGCGCAGCUGCCGCGGCAGGCAACAACACCAAUACCAACAAAUUCACUUGUCCUCCAAAUAAGUCAGACCGCGAAAGUACUGAGCUCACAAGUUUGUUGCUAGCACAGACCAAGGCACUUGACAUUACUCUCCCUACUAGAGGUUUUCCACGAGGUCCAGAUCUACCGGCUGUGUUUGAUAAACAUAAAAUUAAUCUCAAAUUUCUCCGCCAUACACAAUCAGCGAUGUCUAUCAGCGAGUUCAUGCUAGGAUUUGAUGGCAUGAAAACUCUUGGUCGGCGACAUUGGCUUCAGGACAUCAAGGAUCAGAAAUUUAUGAUGGUCACAAAGGACUCUCCUGUGAAUGAGCCUUGGUCGGUCCUGGGAGGCGAAAUUCAAGAGGGUGAUGAUGGUAAUGGAGGUAAUGGAGCUGCACCUAGUGGCGAUGGUGGCGAUGUUGGAACUGGUGGAGGAUUUGGCUCCGGUGGUGAUAGCAAUGGAGUUGGAGCUGGUGGAGGAGUCGGACCCGGCGAUGGUGGCGAUGUUGGAACUGGUGGUGGAGUUGGAUCCGGUGGUGAUAGCAAUGGAGUGGGAACUGGUGGUGGAGUCGGACCCGGUGGUGAUAGUGAUGGAGUUGGAACUGGUGGUGGAGUCGGACCCGGUGGUGAUAGUGAUGGAGUUGGAACUGGUGGUGGUGAUGGUGAAAUAGGUGAUCAAUGCGUUCACUUAUAA
This is a messenger RNA of Melampsora larici-populina 98AG31, 1881 nucleotides long. RefSeq lists its product as uncharacterized. The coding region runs from base 1 to 1881 and encodes 626 amino acids. NCBI's taxonomy places the organism in Eukaryota, Fungi, Basidiomycota, Pucciniomycetes, Pucciniales, Melampsoraceae. The transcript is spliced from 5 exons. The record is from RefSeq and is a predicted model, not a curated record.